CCUCUUUUUUAUUUUUAUUUGACCUACCUAUCUAGUUCCUCAAUUUAUUAAUUUACCCUUACUAUACAUCUAAAUUCGAAGUUCCUAUCCAACCCUUUUAAUUAUAUAAAUUAUAAAAUAUUAUAGUCCAUACUCAAAGUACCUAAUUUAAAGUCAUGAUUUUCAACUGUUUCUAAGUUUGUUAAAAUUCAUGUUUCCCAAUUCUCAAAUUUUUUAGUUAAAAAAAACUUUUGACAAUAUUUUCGUUAACCGAUCUUUCAAAUUACCUAUUAAUGGGUAUUUUUCUAGGAAAGUUUGAAUACAAUGACAGUUCACAACUUUCAAUGCAAGAGCUUUAUUUGCUGGAAAAUCAGAAAUUUACACCAUUUACUUUAUUGACGUGCAUGGUUCACAGUUACAACUUACACUUCAAUUAAGUGUGACUGAGGCGAGAGUUGAUCAAGUGUAUGUGGAAGGGUUAAAAAAAACUAAAGACUCAAUACUUGAAUCAUCGGUUAAAUUAAUGUUUACUUCAAAAUCAUUUGGUACUAUAUUAGCAAAUGCGGAAAUAGUACGUAAAAAUCUAAUGAGCUUGAAAUGUUUUGAACAUGUAAAUGUUGAUAUUGAUGUAAGCGAUGCAUCAAACUCCACGCCAUAUGGUUACAAGGUAACUUUCAAAACUCGGGAGCUUAAAUUAUUGUCUGGUGUUCACCAUGUAGAAACUAGUGAUAAUGAAGGUUUUGUGAAAAUUGGAUUUCAAUUAAAUAACUUAACAGGGCAUGCUGAUCACUUUAAGUUAGAAACUUCGCUUGGAAAUAAUGGUACACGGAAUUAUAAUGGUUGUGUUUUUAAAUAUGUUCCAGGAAAAAUAACUUCAUGCAUUUCCGGAAAUAUGUUUAAGAAAAUAUCACAUUGGAAUACUGUUCAUGGUAUAUUUAACGAGUGGGGAACUCUCUUUGAUAUUUGUUUUUUAGCUUCAUUUAAGAAUCACUUUAGUCAAAAUUUGCAAUAUGAAGCUGUCAUCCGUGAUAUUAAUAUGUUAUCAAAAGAGAGUCCAUUUAGACUACGUGAAGAGUCCGGACUUUCUAUCAAAUCAUCAAUAAAACAUAUCACUACGUUAGAUACAAGAGACUCUAAAGUAUUACCGAGUGAAGGUGUGUUCUGUCAAAUGGUUAUGGAAGUAGCUGGCUUUGGCGGAGAUGUUUCUUUUCUGAGAAAUCAUUUCAUUACCCAAUUUUUUUCAAAAAUUAGUAGAGAUGUUGUAUUCCAAGGAUCAUUUGGAGGAGGAUUCUUGACUGAUUUAGGAACAUACAAAAAACCUAAUAUUAUGGAUAAAUUCUUCCUGGGUGGACCAAUGACAUUGCGCGGUUUCCAAUCUCGUGGAGUUGGUAGUUUGAAUGAUGACGCUGUAGCUGGAGCAAUGAGUUACUGGAUAAUGGCUGCCCACAUUUAUGUGAAGCCCAUGUUUGGAAUGGAGAGUAAUAGAAUAAAUGAGGCACUUAGGCUCCAUUUGUUUUGUAACGCUGGAAAUAUAUCAUUUUUAGGUAACAAUACCAAAAACAGCGUUAACAAUAUUUUUAAAAACUUUAGACUCUCUUCUGGCGUUGGUUUAGUGGCUCGUUUAGGCAAUUCAAUUAGGUUUGAAUUCAAUUUGUGUACUCCUCUGCAGUACAUGACUGGAGAUAGGAUAGUUGAUGGUUUCCAGUUUGGAGUCGGAGCUUAUUUCGUUUGAAUUCAAUAUCAAGAGGUAGUUAAUUUACCUAAUUUAAUAACAAUUUUCAACUGAACUAAUUUUUGAAGUAGAUAAACUUACCAUUUUUGUAGAUUAUUUGAUACAUCAGUAUUAUUUCAACUUGUUUUAAUUAUUUAUUGUUCUAUAUUUUGUAAUUUGUUAAUUUUUAGUCGUUACUACUUUUAUUUGUGUAGUAAACAUUUUCCUUUUGACUGAUCUAUGAAAACGUACGUUCUUAGUACUUUAUUUUUAAUUACAUAUUUAUUGUUCUAAUUAUUUAUUUUUUGAUGCUUCAAAUAAAAUUGUUCAAUAUUAUAUUUUUUAUUGAAUGAAUAAAGCAUACAACAGUCACAA
Adelges cooleyi (spruce gall adelgid) is the source of this 2065-nucleotide messenger RNA. Its product is annotated as sorting and assembly machinery component 50 homolog. Gene Ontology annotation, biological process: mitochondrial respiratory chain complex assembly; protein insertion into mitochondrial outer membrane. Gene Ontology annotation, cellular component: SAM complex; outer membrane. NCBI's taxonomy places the organism in Eukaryota, Metazoa, Arthropoda, Insecta, Hemiptera, Adelgidae. The transcript has 11 exons. Bases 503 to 1711 code for a protein of 402 amino acids. The record is from RefSeq and is a predicted model, not a curated record.